Molecule: messenger RNA, 390 nt
Organism: Ochlerotatus camptorhynchus
Lineage: Eukaryota; Metazoa; Arthropoda; Insecta; Diptera; Culicidae
Exons: 1
Coding region: 1-390 (129 amino acids)
Source: RefSeq, a predicted model, not a curated record
AUGAAGAAACGUUGGGUCGAAUACUACACCGAACUUCCCCGCCUGCACGCUCUGCAAAUUGAUCGAUUCGUCAUACUCCUAAAUGCUACUUCUGUGGAGCUGCACUUCUUCUCGGACGCCUCUUUAGCUGCAUAUGGAUCGUGUGCCUACAUCAGAUCGUCGAAUGGGUCAGGUGAAGUCAAGGUCGCUCUAUUAAUGUCUCGCUCGAAGGUGUCUCCACUCAAACAGCAAAGCACUCCACGCCUAGAGCUUUGUGGCGCACUUCUGUCUGCUGAGCUCUACCAGAAGGUUUCCGAAGCGCUGCGAAUCACAUCCAAGGGGUAUUUCUGGGUAGAUUCAACCACCGUUUUGAGCUGGCUCAAGGCUACACCAUUCACCUGGUCCACGUAA